This is a messenger RNA of Microplitis mediator, 2576 nucleotides long. Its product is annotated as tigger transposable element-derived protein 6-like. The transcript has 2 exons. Gene Ontology annotation, molecular function: nucleic acid binding. The coding region runs from base 1123 to 1854 and encodes 243 amino acids. The record is from RefSeq and is a predicted model, not a curated record. NCBI's taxonomy places the organism in Eukaryota, Metazoa, Arthropoda, Insecta, Hymenoptera, Braconidae.
GCAUUCUAUUCUAGUUAUUUCCAUUUUAAUGCCAAGCUCCUAAAAAAAUAGUGUUCUGCUCGAUUUUAAGAGCUUAUAUACAGUAAAACCUCGUUAACACGAACCCUUAUAACACGAAUUUCGCUUUAGCACGAACAAAAGUUUUUGUCCCUUGAAAAUAAUAUGGGCUUGCACAGGGAAAAAUAGUGUUAUCCGAAUUCUUUCAUUAACACGUACUUCGAACACAUUUACGAGUCCCCACGUUUAAGAAAUUCGUGUUAUCAAAUCCCCACCCUCAAAUUUUUCUCGGCUAGCAGAUAGAGCGUUAGUCAGUCCGUCUUCAAUAUGAAACGGAAACAGACUUCUAUCGAUUUGUCUUUGAAAUUGAAAAGUUUAGAGGAAGUUGAGAAAGGCGUGAAAUCAAAAACUAAUAUAGCCAAAGAUAUUGGAAUACCAAAAUCGACUUUGUCAACAAUUGUAAGUAACAAGGACAAGUUAUUUCAAGCUAUAGCUGCAGGUUCUGUGACACCAACUCAAAAAACAAAGCGAAUGAGACUUGCAAAACAUGAAAAUCUGGAGUCUCAACUGUUAACGUGGUUUAAUAAUGUUCAAAGUGCGAAUCUUCCAGUUAGUGGUCCUAUUAUUCAGGAAAAGGCCGAAAAAAUUGCAGAAGACUUAGAUAUAGAAGGUUUUAAAUGUUCCAGUGGUUGGCUGCAUUGUUUCAAAAAUCGACAUAACAUAGGAAGUGUUGCAGUGUGUGGCGAGUUAAACAAAGUUAUUGAAACUGAUGCGAAUGAAUGGAUUACAUAUUUUGACGAGGUUAAGAAACCAUAUGCUGCAAAAGAUAUUUUUAACUUUGAUGAGAGUGGAAUAUUUUUCAAUUUACUUCCGGAUAGAACUUUAGCGAUUAAAGGAGAAAAGUGCCAUGGUGGCACGAGAAGUAAACAACGGUUGACGGCUGUUUUUAUCUGUAAUUCAGACGGCAGUGAAAAACUACGUCUUUGAAUAAUAGGAAAGUGGGCUAAUCCACGCUGUUUUAAAGGUAUCGAUCGAUCAAAAUUGCCGUGUGAAUACAGUAAUCAACGCAAUGCGUGGAUCGAUGAGACUGCUUUUCGGCAAUGGCUGAUAAAAUUUGAUAGCCGCAUGCGAGUUCAAAAUCGCAGUGUUUUGCUCACUUUGGACAAUUGCUCUGCGAAUGAAAUCAGUUCACUGCAACUAACAACUAUCAAAAUUAUAUUCUUCCCUUCAAAUAUGAUUAGCCAAAUUCAACCUCUCGAUCAGGGCAUCAUUGCAGUCGUUAAAAAAAAUUAUCGAAAGUAUUUAUUACGUCAUGCUAUACACGGUUUGGAGAGUAAACAACCACAAAAAAUAUUGAAUGUAUUACAAGCGAUCCGGUUUAUAGCUUUAGCGUGGAAAUCUGUAUCUGCUGAACAAAUCAAAAAAUGUUUCAAUAAAGCUUGGACUAGAAGUGACGCAGAAUUACCAGUACAAGUUGAUGUCUUUGAAAGCCAAGAAUGGGAUUAUUACAAUAGCCUUAAUCCUCAUUCGGAAUCUAUUCCAUUCGAGGAAUAUGCUACAAUAGAUGAUGACGUCUCUGUUUGUGAGUUGGCUUCAUCGGUCUUGAUAGAAGAAGAAGAAGAAGAAGAAGAAGAAGAAGAAGAAGAAGACGUAGAAGAGGAAGAACAAAACGAAAAUACAAAACCUAGUCUAGAAUCUUGUAGAAGUGCUUUGGAAACUCAACAAAAUUAUGCCAACAAUAACAACGUUACUAAUGACUUCGUAGAGUCAUUAUAUCAAAUAAGCUUUGAAGUUAAUUCAGAAACUUUGAAAAAUAAACGACAAACUACAAUUACGCAGUAUUUUGCAAAAAUUUAAUGUAAAAUGGACUUUAUCUUCACUAAUAAAAAAUAAUUUUUUUAACGCUAUUUAGCGUCUUAAUAUCUCAUUCACACAAACUAAUUCGUGUUAACGGAUAACACGAAUUUCGUUAUAACGAGAACAAAUUCUCUAGUCCCGUCGAAUUCGUGUUAACGAGGUUUUACUGUAUUAGGGUGCUCCGUUUGAAACGAACAUUUUUUUGUUCCCCAUUGAAAAACUUGUUCCCACAUGCUAAAACAAAAAUUCAGUCAAUUUUGAGGACUUAAUAUCUAUUUUAAAAACCGGAACAAUAUAUUGACGUAUCUUAUUGGUUCAAAGUUUUGUUCAAAGAGAACUGUAUGCCCUUUGAAAAAGCUUAUGUGUGCUUAGCGGUACCUUCAACUACAGUCCGCUUAAAAUCUCUGAAGGGAAAGUCUAAUUUCCAAUGAAAUUUGUGGUUUUUGGUUGUACAUGGUUGACUUUCAGGAAAAAAAGUAUACAAUAUGUUUUGUAGGAAAUGUAGCCUUCUACAAAAAAGUUCAUAUAAGUCGAAUCUCUAAAAUCAAUAUUUAAAGAGAUAUAUGAACUUUAAGUAAUUAAAAUUCAAAAUUUUAGCUACGUGUCACGAUUCAAUACCACAAAAUAUUUUCAGUUAUUAAAUUAUGGGAAGUAUUGAUUAAUAUAUGUUUGUGUAAAAUAUAAAAUACUCGAAAUUAUUCAUCCAAAUUACUUUGAAAAAC